Molecule: messenger RNA, 1820 nt
Organism: Pseudoliparis swirei
Lineage: Eukaryota; Metazoa; Chordata; Actinopteri; Perciformes; Liparidae
Gene: hnrnpl
Product: heterogeneous nuclear ribonucleoprotein L
Exons: 14
Coding region: 24-1619 (531 amino acids)
Biological process (GO): regulation of RNA splicing; mRNA processing
Cellular component (GO): nucleus
Molecular function (GO): mRNA binding
Source: RefSeq, a predicted model, not a curated record
AACCCGGCACGGGACAGGACAACAUGGCUGCCGCUGCAGGCCGAUACUCCGGAGAAGGCGGCAGAGCAACGAAAAGACAGAAAACGGAUGAAGGAGGAAUGACCACGGAGAGCUACGAUGACCCUCACAAACCGCUCCCCUCCUCGGUGGUGCACAUCAGGGGCUUGGUGGACGGUAUCCUGGAGGCUGACCUGGUGGAGGCCCUGCAGGAGUUUGGGGCCAUCGGUUUUGUCGUUAUGAUGCCCAAGAAGCGGCAGGCCCUAGUGGAGUAUGAGGACACGAAUGGCUCCUGCAACGCUGUCACAUAUGCAGCAGAGAACCAGGUUUACAUUGCCGGUCACCCUGCCUUCAUUAAUUAUUCCACCAGCCAAAAGAUCUCCCGGCCAGGGGACUCCGAAGACACCCGGAGUGUCAACAACGUCCUGCUGCUCACGGUCAUAAACCCCAUCUAUCCCAUCACCGCGGACGUGCUCUACACCAUUUGUAACAACUGUGGACCUGUGCAGAGGAUCGUCAUCUUCAGAAAGAAUGGCGUUCAGGCCAUGGUGGAGUUUGACUCGGUCCAAAGUGCUCAGAGGGCCAAAGCUUCUCUGAAUGGGGCAGACAUCUAUUCUGGCUGCUGCACUCUAAAGAUUGAGUAUGCCAAGCCAGCCCGACUUAAUGUCUUCAAGAACGACCAGGACACGUGGGACUAUACAAACCCCACCCUCAGUGGCCAAGAUGCUGAUGGUGAAGGCAAUUGGAACAAUUCACAAGACCCCAAUGCCAAUCCUAACAAACGCCAGAGGCAGCCAGCUCUUCUGGGAGACCACCCACCUGACUAUGAUGAAGGUGGCCCACAAGGAGGUUAUCAUAACUACAAUGAGGACAGCUACGGCCCGCCUCCUCCCCACCGCAUGGGACCCGGUAUGGGCGGGCGCGGUCGCGGUAGCCAGCGCUACGGCCCAAGUUAUGGGCCGCCACCCCCAGAGUACGGUCCUCACGCCGACUCCCCGGUUCUCAUGGUUUAUGGCCUUGAGUCCGCUAAGGUCAACGCCGACAAGGUCUUCAACAUCUUCUGCCUCUACGGCAAUAUAGAGAGGAUUAAGUUCAUGAAGAGUAAGCCUGGAGCAGCAAUGGUGGAGAUGGGAGACUGUUACUCUGUGGACAGGGCCAUCACUCACCUCAACAACAACUUCCUUUUUGGACAGAAACUCAAUGUUUGUGUUUCCAAGCAGCAGGCUAUUGUGCCAGGACAGUGCUACCAGUUGGAGGACAACACCAGCAGCUUCAAAGAUUUCCACGGAUCCCGCAACAACCGCUUCACCUCCUCGGAGCAGGCGGCCAAGAACCGAAUUCAGCACCCCAGCAACGUCUUACACUUCUUCAACGCGCAGCCCGACAUCUCUCCAGAGAUCUUCAACCAGGCCUGUGAAGAACUGGGAAUCAAGAGCCCCACCAGUGUGAAACUUUUUACCGGAAAGAGUGAGCGGAGUUCAUCUGGCCUCCUGGAGUGGGAAACCAUCAACGAUGCUAUGGAAGCCCUAGCUCUGAUUAACCAUUUCCAGAUGAAAAAUCCCAGUGGGCCUUACCCCUACACCCUGAAGCUGUGUUUCUCAACCACACACCAUGCCAACUGAACACUCCACACAAACCAUUUGUAAUGUCUGUGUUCUCUACAGUUCUGUCAGUAUUGACAACAACUAGGACUGCAUUGCUUUAGAACAUGUUUAAACUAUGGUUUUGUAUGAUGUAUUUACUUUUAUCAUGUUUUCAAUCACUUUUGUUUUGUAUGUAUCUAACACAAUAUUUGAAGAAAGAAAGAGGAGGAAAAAGCACUA